GGGAGGGAGACGUGGAACAGCCAGACUGCCUUUGAGCGCCAUGCCAUCUAGACACUGAUCCACCGGGACACACUCAACACCACCAUGUAACACAUCAACACACUCAGCCGCCACGUGUUGGUCUAUAACACGCCGACGUCGCCAUGGAGGGUGGACUCAUUAUUACUUUCAUAUCGGUGGCGAUGUUUGUCGGUUGUUUCCUACUUGGAUUCAUCCCGCUGCUGUUCAGACUGUCCGAGAAAAGCCUGCAGCUGAUCACGGUCCUCGGGGCUGGACUCCUGUGUGGCACCGCACUGGCCAUCACCAUCCCAGAGGGAGUGGGUUUACUGGAGGAGUCAUGGAUUGCAUCCUCCUCCUCCUCUGAUGGGUCGUCCUCUCUGAAUGGCAGCGACAAAAACACAACCUCGACAGAGAGAGGCCGUCCGCCUCGCUUCUUCAUCGGAGUGGCCUUAACGCUGGGUUUCACCUUCAUGUUUGCAGUGGAUCAGAUUGCAAGUUACAUCUCCACGCGUGACCAAGCAACUCAGCCGCACAAAAGCGUCGGCAUCACAGCCACGCUGGGGCUGGUGAUUCACGCUGCAGCCGAUGGAUUUGCUCUCGGAGCUGCUGUGUCCACGGGUCAAGUGACAGUGCAAGUCAUAGUAUUUUUUGCAGUGAUUCUACACAAGGCGCCCACAGCUUUUGGUUUGGUCUCGUUUCUGAUGCACUCAGGACUCGAGAGGAAGUACAUCCAGGGACACUUGCUGGCCUUUUCAGCUGCGUCACCUAUAGUUGCCAUCACCUCUUACUUCAUAUUACAUGCAACUGGCAGCUCGCCUCAGAACCAGCUCAGCUCCACAGGCGUGGGAAUGCUCUUCUCAGCUGGGACUUUCCUUUACGUGGCCACGGUUCACAUUCUUCCGGAGAUCAGCAGCGGCAGAGCAGACCGGGGCCAGCCCUCCUCUGACCACCAGCAGCCCACCGCCGGAACUGAGACCCACCAGCGGCGCCACGUGGGGCUCCUGGAGAGCCUCACUCUCAUCUUUGGGGUCGUGCUCCCCAUGGUGCUGGCACUCGGGCUGCAUGAUGACUGAGAAGAAGAAAAGAAAGGGCACAGUGCCACCGCACCUGAGGGGAAAGACUGUGAGCACCUUUCUAGCCUAGUCUGUAAACUUUAGAGGAAAUACAAUAUGACUGGGACGGGGGUUUACCUUGGUGUGUUCUCUGUGAAACUACCCUUUGUGUCCAGCUUUUAUUUGUUUAUCAAAAGAUCUUUUAAGUCAGUAUAAAGAACCUGAUGGCAAAUAUUUCGUCCUCUGUUGACUGAGUUUCCAUUACAAGAAAACAUAAUGGGAAACAGAAUAGGCUACAUUCGUUGCCAAAGCUGAGGACAGGGCCUGUUCAGCGGUGAAAUCCCGAAGUAAGUCGAUAGAUUUACAGGAACGACCGGAUCACAUGAUACUGUCUGUUACACCAAAGAUAAGAGAUCUGGGCCAGGCUAUUUUUUUUUAGUUUCUUCCUUGUUUUGUUGUUUAGUCUGGAGCUCAGUUUUUCUCUUUCAUUAAUGUGCAAUAAUAGUCUACACGUGAGAAAGGAUGUGAAACUUUCGUGUGAUUAAAUAGAAGUUAUAGUUUUUAACGUGAGAUUUUGAACUGCCUUUUGGACGUGUGUCGGAACAUGUGUAACAAUAUUUAUGAAGUCUGUAGGUCUGCUAGAUGAUAUGUGAGUCAGAUCAUGUCACUUUUGGUUUUUAACAAUUUGGAUGAUUCCUCUUAAUUCUUCAGU
Molecule: messenger RNA, 1764 nt
Organism: Pleuronectes platessa (European plaice)
Lineage: Eukaryota; Metazoa; Chordata; Actinopteri; Pleuronectiformes; Pleuronectidae
Product: zinc transporter ZIP9
Exons: 7
Coding region: 144-1073 (309 amino acids)
Biological process (GO): transmembrane transport; zinc ion transport
Cellular component (GO): membrane
Molecular function (GO): metal ion transmembrane transporter activity
Source: RefSeq, a predicted model, not a curated record